Molecule: messenger RNA, 1216 nt
Organism: Brassica oleracea var. oleracea
Lineage: Eukaryota; Viridiplantae; Streptophyta; Magnoliopsida; Brassicales; Brassicaceae
Exons: 7
Coding region: 23-994 (323 amino acids)
Biological process (GO): biosynthetic process
Cellular component (GO): cytoplasm
Molecular function (GO): isomerase activity
Source: RefSeq, a predicted model, not a curated record
GGUAGAAUUAAUCUUGAGAAAUAUGUUCUUUCCUUAUUGGGAUGUCGUGUUAUCUUUUAAGCUUGAACCAAGAAAACAGCUAACAAAGAGAUUUCUUCUUCUUCUUCUUCCGCUUUCUGUUCAAAUCAUGGCGAAGAAGAAGAAAGGCGUCAAGUACUUGGUGGUGGAUGCUUUCACGGAUUCCGCUUUCAAAGGGAACCCAGCAGCGGUUUGCUUCCUCAACAACGAGAUCAGAGACGACGCGUGGCUUCAGUCUCUCGCCGCCGAAUUCAGCAUCUCCCAAUCUUCUUUCCUUACUCCCAUCACUGGUUUCGAAGCUCGCUUCGGUCUCCGUUGGUUUACCCCUCUAGCCGAGGUGGAUCUAUGUGGUCAUGCAACUUUGGCAUCUGCUCACUGUCUCUUCUCCAAUGGUUUGGUUUAUUCAGACAAUGUCGAGUUUGUCACAAGGUCAGGGGUUCUUACAGCCAAGCGAGUUGAUGAUGGUGAAGCCAAAGGAGGAUCCUUUUUGAUCGAGUUGAAUUUCCCUGUGGUUCCAACUUGUGAUAUCAAUCUCAGUGAUGCAUCCUCCUCCAUGAUCACCAAGGCCUUGAACGGAGCUACCAUUCUUGAUAUUAAAGCUACUGCGACCAACAACAUCCUCGUUGUGCUUCCAUCUUUGGAAUCUGUCACUGAGUUGCAACCAAUAAUGGAUGAUAUCUUGAACUGCCCUUGCGAUGGCAUCAUUGUGACAGCUGCUGGUUCUCCAGGAUCGGCUUAUGAUUUUCACAGUCGUUACUUUGCUCCUAAACUUGGAGUUGAUGAGGACCCUGUUUGUGGAAGUGCACAUUGUGCAUUGGCACAUUACUGGAGCCUCAAGAUGAACAAGUGUGACUUCUUAGCCCACCAAACUUCGCAUAGGAGUGGAACACUUGAGAUUUAUUUGGACAAGGAGAAGCAGAGGGUUCUCCUGAGAGGCAAAGCAGUUACUGUAAUGGAAGGCCAUGUCUUGGUCUAAUCUGAGAUCUCAAUGUAUUGCUACAAAACAAGCCCUUCAAUUAAUUAAUAAAGACAGAAAACCACUGAUAUGAAAUGUUUAUGUUUUCUGACCAUAUUUGUGGGGCUAGUGUUGUCAUUACAAUUAUUUGUUUGGGACCCUUUUUUUUGUUUUGGUAAGUAAAACAUAUGUAUUACAAUUGUCAUUACAAUCUAUAUUAUUAAAACUUCUAUAUUAUUAAAA